Molecule: messenger RNA, 2860 nt
Organism: Lethenteron reissneri (Far Eastern brook lamprey)
Lineage: Eukaryota; Metazoa; Chordata; Hyperoartia; Petromyzontiformes; Petromyzontidae
Product: serine/threonine-protein kinase pim-3-like
Biological process (GO): negative regulation of apoptotic process; protein autophosphorylation
Cellular component (GO): cytoplasm
Molecular function (GO): protein serine/threonine kinase activity; ATP binding
Source: RefSeq, a predicted model, not a curated record
CGCACAGAGACGCGGGGACACCGAGACGCGAGCACGCAGACGAGACGAGACGACGCCGAGACACUUGAGACACUAACGGCGACGGGACGGCACGGAAGCUUCGCGUGGUUUUCAAAUCACCUCCUCGAUACUCGUGAUCUAAUCGCCUCGUGAUACCUCGUCCACCAUCCUCUCGUCCUCCUCCUCCCUCCUCUUCAUCUUCGUCUGCACCGGCUCGGGAUAGACCAUGCUGCUGUCGAAAAAAAUCGGAACUUUAGCGCACAUGUGCUCGCCUGCCACCGUGGACUUACCCGUCAAGCUGCAGAUUAACCACAGCCGGGAGCGGGAGAGUCUGGAGAAGCUGUACCGCGUGGGCGCGGUGCUCGGCAGCGGUGGAUUUGGCACCGUCUACGAGGGGGUGCGACUCAGCGACAACCUCCCGGUCGCGAUCAAACACGUGGGCAAAGACCGGGUCACGGAGUGGGGGCAGCUGCCGAGCGGCGCGCUCGUCCCGCUGGAGGUGGUGCUCAUGAAGAAGGUGCUGCAGGCGGGCGCCUCUCCGUGCGCCGGCGUCAUCCGCCUGCUCGACUGGUUCGAGAGAGCCGACAGCUUCGUGCUCAUCAUGGAGCGGCCCGAGGCGGCGCGGGACCUCUUCGACUUCAUCACGGAGCGCGGCGCCCUGGCCGAGUCCGUGGCGAGGGGCUUCUUCCGCCAGGUGGUGGAGGCGGUGCGCCACUGCCACGCCUGCGGGGUGCUGCACCGCGACGUCAAGGACGAGAACAUCCUCGUCGACCUCAAGAGAGGGGAGCUCAAGCUCAUCGACUUCGGCUCGGGCGCCCUGCUCAAGGACACGGUCUACACCGACUUUGACGGCACGCGCGUCUACAGCCCCCCCGAGUGGAUCCGCUACCACCGCUACCACGGCCGCUCGGCCGCCGUGUGGUCCCUGGGCGUGCUGCUCUACGACAUGGUGUGCGGCGACAUCCCCUUCGAGCACGACGAGGAGAUCCUGCGCGCGCACGUGGCCUUCAGGAAGCGCGUGUCCCCCGAAUGCCAAGAGCUGAUCCGCGCGUGCCUCAACGUGCGCCCGUCCGAGCGGCCCUUGCUCGACGAGAUCCUCGCUCACCCGUGGCUCGUCGAGUCGGAGAGCGAGGGGGAGCCGGCGCUGCCGCUCGCCAAGCGCGACCAGUCCAGCACGAGCUCGAGCAAGGAGAGCCUGGAGCUGUGAGCGGGGAGCUCUCACGCAGCGGACCCCGCUGCCUCUACACUACCUCCCGCCCGCCGGCUCGCUCGCCGGUGGGCGGACGCGACCCUCCCCCCGCCACGGCCAAGGUCUUCCAAUGAACUGGCUCCGGUGGUCGGGCACACGACUCGAUUCGCCUGGGGGGCUCUCGGAGAGGGUCAGAACCCCAAAUACCUCUUUUUCCAGGCCGGCCCGGCCCGGCGCGCGUGCGGUUCGAUAGGCAACCGGCUGUUUUUCCACCUCCGCCGCGAGAAGCCGAGCCGUGCCGCUGACGUCACGCGCAGACGGACGAGCCGGAGGCGCCGCGUCCUCGGUGUUACUGAGCCGUCUGACCGACGUCGCACCCGACAAACGCACCGUUAGUCCCCCUGCCCUGCUCGGCCCCGAGACAGACCCAGAUGUCUCGCGACGGCAUGGGUCUGGCUCGGCGCCGAAAACAGUGGAACACCGCCCGUACCGUGAGGGUCCCGCACUGGCUCGGAUUGGACGUGCCAGUGACAAAGGGGGUGCACACACGAAGACGGGGCCCGCCCAGGAGUCCCUCCUUUCCAAGGAAGCUGGGAUGGGCCCCCUCCCCCCACCACUCACGCUGGGGGGAGGGGGAGGAGGGGGGGGUGGCGUGGAGGCCGUGGGCUAGCCGGGCCCACGCCUCCGCCGUCGCAGUCUGCCUUCGGACCCCCUUGCCUCGCCGGGGCUCAGCACAAGCAAUGCAACUGUGGGCGCGCGGAGAUAUAGGCGCAAUGGCGUGCGUGAAACGACGACCAACCGGUGCUGUAGGACACACCGCUACAGCCAAUCACGAGCCCUCACCAGAAUUCCUAAGUUAAUUCUCAAUCCCAAAACCUAUCUGACCCCUCAAGCCAGGGCAUGGGCAAUGGUGCCUGGAAUUGAAUGAAUGGGACUCCUGUGCUAUUUCCCCCAAUAUUCUAAGCUCGUUACCUGGGCCCCUCUGGCCCAUGGGCCCCAGUGCAAUUGCACUGCCUACACAAUCGAUAUCCACGCUACAUUAGAGACCCGUCGACUAAAGGAAGGGACACAGACUCACAUGGGGACACAGACUCACAUAACGACAAGACUCGCAUAGGAGACCAAUAGCUCACAUAGAGAAUCUUAGACUCGCAUUGACACCCAGACUAAUGUAUACCCAGUUGGCAAGGUUGGCAUAGCCCCUGGUCCAUGGGUCUAGGGUGCAGUUGCACCGCCUGCACACUGCAUCGUUCCACUCAUUUAGCACACCCCAUGAGUCCCCGAGACAAUGCUCGUGAUUGGUUGCAGCGGUGUUUACAACAAACGACAACACAGCGAUGCUUUUCACUGAAACGCCAGAAGAUGGGUCUUAUUUUGUGCACAAUAUACUGUACAGAUAUUUGUAUUUAUUUAUCGGUUCCGUAUUUUAAAAAGGAAUAGCUGUUUGCAGGCUUUGAGAUAAUUUAUUUUUUAUUUAUGAGUGACGCUGCACGAGUGGGUGUGUACAUGCAGAGGGGUCGUGGUGCCGCACGGCCCCACGCGUUCCAAGGCAGCUCGUUUUAAUUUAAGGCCUCCAGUGCGGCAUCCGUGUAAAUAUCAGAGACGAGAAAGGAAAGUUGACGUUAUUUUUUUAUCGUGGAAUUCAAAUAAUAAAGAAUUGUCCUUUUGUAA